This is a messenger RNA of Scophthalmus maximus (turbot), 1515 nucleotides long. Its product is annotated as cellular retinoic acid-binding protein 1. NCBI's taxonomy places the organism in Eukaryota, Metazoa, Chordata, Actinopteri, Pleuronectiformes, Scophthalmidae. The record is from RefSeq and is a predicted model, not a curated record. The coding region runs from base 128 to 544 and encodes 138 amino acids. Gene Ontology annotation, biological process: fatty acid transport. Gene Ontology annotation, cellular component: cytosol; nucleus. The transcript has 4 exons. Gene Ontology annotation, molecular function: fatty acid binding.
GGAGGGAGCACGGGGACAGACGAAGGGAAGGAGGAGAGAGAGAGAAGGAGUCUGGAUAAAGGCAGCGGAGGAGACGGCAGACGACGGCUGAUACACACACAACAAACCAGAAGACCACAGGGAAAAAAUGCCCAAUUUUUCCGGCACCUGGAAAAUGAAAAGCAGCGAGAACUUCGACGAGCUGCUCAAAGCCCUGGGCGUGAACUCCAUGCUGCGGAAGGUGGCAGGGGCGGCUGCGUCCAAGCCCCAGGUGGAGAUAAGGCAGAGCGACGAGCGCUUCUACAUCAAGACCUCCACCACCGUCCGCACCACGGAGAUCAACUUCCUCGUCGGCGAGGAGUUCAGCGAGGAGACGGUGGACGGCAGGAAGUGCAAGAGCUUGGCCACCUGGGAGACGGAAAACAAGAUUUACUGCCAACAGACCCUGCUGAGCGGGAGCGGUCCCAAGACCUUCUGGAGCCGAGAACUCCGGGGGGACGAACUGGUGCUGAUCUUCGGAGCGGACGAGGUGGUGUGCACGAGGAUCUACGUGCGCAACAAGUAAUCCGCCAGUGUCUCGACUGUGGGCGUGGAAUCUUCACAACGACAAAUUAAAUAUAUAUCUCAGAUAAUCGGUUCUGACAUUCAACGUCUCGCAUCUUUAUUAAAUCACGAUUUCAGUUGAAUAUAACUGCUCCCCCCCCCCCCCUUUUUGUAUAAAAGUUUGCUUGCAUUAGAAAUUAAAUGAACAAAGAAUGUUUGUGUUUGUUAUGUUGUUCAUUUCAUGUUUUAGAUUGUGGGAAAACCUAAAAGACCAAGAAGGUGUUGGACAACCACAAGUAGUGGGCUAUAUUCCAUGUGCAGAAAAAAUACAUUCAUUGAAAUGGUUUCUGCACAAAUCACUGACUAAAACUGAACUCAAAUUACAUUUCUAUUACCAUAUAGAACUAUUAUCGAUAGGAAUUUUUAACCUGUUUCACCAAGAAUGUAUUGACAUUAAUCACAUUUUUGUCAGUUUCCAAUUUAUCCCUUGUAGUGUGUGCGACAAAAAUUCCUCCAAAUAUCUCUCAUCACCUGGAUAAGUGGCAGAAAGUAUGCUGUUGUUUUCUUUGGAGACAACUAAAAUUAAUAUCUUAAAGGCCCCGGGCAACAGCCUCUACCCCCUCUGUGCGUGACGGCUGCAGAACGUCUUGGUUUUCAUUUUGGCAAAACCAGUUUGAGGAACAGGUUGAGUCUCGCUGCAGCGCUCGCGUCGUCUAGAGUUUCAGCAUCUCUCAGCAAAAAAACAAAACAGAAAAAACAGUGAAAAGAUCGGUUGACAGUCACGUUGACAUCCGAUUGGCAACAUCACACAAAACACCUAUUGAUAUAUAUUUAAUGUCUACGCUUUAUGAAACAGGCAUUCAAAAAGUAUAACCAGGGUGGGUACAAUUUGGGACAAUUUCCUGCCGCUUUCUUCAUACGUGAGCGAAAAAGUCCACGUUCCGUACAUUACCCACAGUUCAUGUCUGUAAACCAGCAUGUGAGUUGUAAACC